Molecule: messenger RNA, 1253 nt
Organism: Teleopsis dalmanni
Lineage: Eukaryota; Metazoa; Arthropoda; Insecta; Diptera; Diopsidae
Source: RefSeq, a predicted model, not a curated record
UAAUUUCACAUCUUAACAAUAUAGAAGCUAUUAUCUAACUUCUUGCUGAGUUCAAGCCUAUCUGACACCAGUUAUUUUGGGAAAGUAUGGAAAAUAAGAAUAAUUCGGCGCAGGUGCGUUUAUCAGCAGUGGGCAAAAAGAGUAAAAGGAAAAAGUCACAAAAGCAACGCUAUUGGGCUAAAAAACACCAACGUUUGCCUGAAAUUUGGAAUGGUGAUCAAUUUCGGACUAAUGGUGAAUCAAUUCCUGGGAGAGAGGUGGAAAAUAAUAAUAAUAGUAGAUUUGUCAGAAAGAGGAAAUUCGCUGGUUUAUUGUCCGAGACAACUCAUGUUGAAACUAAAGGAAAUAACGCAGCUGAGGCAGAUAAACAUUCGUCAAAUUCAACGCUGAAGGGUACGAUUUGGAAUCCAACCCCAAAAUGCUAUGAUAUUGUAGACUUGAAUAAAUUAGAGAUGCCCUUUAUUGAUCUUACUAUGUGCCCAACUACUCCAACUGAUCAAAUUGAAAAAAACAAACUCAACAGUGGGACUCAGUAUUCAUCCAAUAAUGAGGAAGAAAGUGAUGUAGGUCAACCAAACAGGAAAGUGGAUAUUGCUACAGAAAUAUUAGCGGAUACUAAUGAAAGCAUGUUUGAAGUGCAAAAUUUAUUAAAUUCCACGCCGACUGACAAAGUCGAAAACUCUAUACCACAACGCUGUGGAAGUGUUGUAGAAUCAAUGUCGAAAGUGUGGCAAUUACUUAAUCCCAAUGGCAAUUCCGUUCCAACUGGUCGGGUGCAAAAAAUCAGACUUAAUAGAAGAAUAUUAAAUCCUCCAAAAAGGACAAUGGAUACAAAUUUCAAAGAUAAACUGACCUUAAUUGAAAAUUUGUUGAAAAAGAAAUGCACAGAAACAAGCGAUCAUACCAGUGCAGAUGUGAGUAGAAGGAGCUAUCAUGAGGACUCUGAUAAGAUUAUGACAAACAGUUGUUCGAUUCAGGAUCCAAGCACAAUAAGUGAUGUUGACUUGGAUUUAAUUGCAGACCUGAACGGAAACAUAUUUAAACCAGAAUGCACAGAAACAACCGAUGAUACAAGUGCAGAUGAAAGUAGAAGGAGCUAUCCUGAGGAUUCAAGUGAUAAAGAUUUGUCGAAGAGUUGUUCGAUUCAGGAGUCAAGCACAACAAGCGCUGAUGACUUGGAGUCAAUUGCAGAUCUGAACGAAAACAUAUUUAAGCCGAAAUGCACAGAAACAUUCCUUUUUCUUGCGAGGUAA